Lutzomyia longipalpis is the source of this 964-nucleotide messenger RNA. RefSeq names its product juvenile hormone acid O-methyltransferase-like. Bases 84 to 962 code for a protein of 292 amino acids. Lineage: Eukaryota; Metazoa; Arthropoda; Insecta; Diptera; Psychodidae. The transcript has a single exon. The record is from RefSeq and is a predicted model, not a curated record.
UUAUUCAGAUAAUUCUGCGUGGUCAGUUUAGUUAAGUGAGUGCUCUCAAAGUGAAUGCAACAAGAUCUAAUAUUUACUUCGCAAUGUCUUUUGACAAUGCAAAAGCAUAUUUGGAAGGGAAUACGUAUACAAUGAGCUAUACGAAAGUUCUCAUGGAAAACUACGGUGGAUGGAUAGAAUGGUGCGAAGAUGGAAGAGAUUCCCUUCUUGACAUUGGAAGUGGACCCGGAAGUGCAAUAAAAGAAGCAGUUUAUCCACUUUUGCCAGCAAACUUUUCAAAAUGCGUCCUUUCAGACAUAUCACCCUUAAUGGUGGAAAUGCAGAAAAAAGUUUUCAGUGGCCUAAGUGGGGUUUCAUGUGAAAUUCUCGAUAUUGGGAAUGAAAUAAGUGAGAAACAAUUGCACAGGAUCGGAACUUUUGAUCACAUAACAUCCUUCUUCUGCCUCAUGUGGGUAGCAGAUCAGCAGAAAGCAAUGGAUAACAUUUACAAAUUACUCAAACCCGGUGGUGAUUGCUUUCUUGUUAUCAUGGCAGACUCUCUCAUUAUUGAUGUUCUCCUUUCGGUGUGCAUAAAACCCCGCUGGAGAGAUUGCUUAGCUGGAUGGGAGAACUUUUAUGUCUAUCCAUACACACAAAUUGAUAAUGCAAAAGCAAAAGCUCUGCAAUUUAUGAAGAAUGCCGGAUUUGUGGAAACAAAAGCAGAACUAAUUCGGAAACCUUUUGACUUUUCUACUGAUAAGGAAAUGGAAAAAUUUCUCAGAGGCUUUCCAACGAAAUUUUCCAGAGAUGUGACUGAAAAUGAAAAGGAAGAAAUAUUCCAGGAACGCCUAAAAUAUAUGGACAAAUACGUAGUUGGGAAUUUUCGUGACAACGAGGGAAGAAUUCAUAAACCAAAUGUCGAUCUUGUGCUAUAUGGGAAGAAGAAUAAAUUUUCAGCUGCUUCGAGAACACAGAGGGCAUAAUU